This is a messenger RNA of Paramecium tetraurelia, 702 nucleotides long. RefSeq lists its product as uncharacterized. The transcript has 2 exons. The record is from RefSeq and is a predicted model, not a curated record. Lineage: Eukaryota; Ciliophora; Oligohymenophorea; Peniculida; Parameciidae.
AUGAAUUCAACCUCAUAACAGUCAAACACAUUGCCUAAUUAAAUGAGAUAACACUCUAAGUCAUUUUCUGCUGCUACCACCUAAAAACUCAGUUAGUAAUAAAAAAAAGUUGAAAGAUCUUAUGAGGAGAUCACAGCAGAAAAAUAACUAUCAAAUGUAGAAUAGCAGAGACUAUAUUCUGUUUUCAAUUACUUGAUGACUUUUAGUAAUGAAAAGAUCAAACCACUUGAACCAGGAAUAACUGCAGAGAUCUUAAUGGAUGCACUUGAAAAAGUAGAUUACCUAUUACCAAUAAAAGAAGCAGAAUUAUUCAUAUGGGAAUUAGAUGAUGAUGGAGACAAGAGAAUUAAUUAUUACGAAUUUCAAAUGAUGUAUAAAAGAUGCAUCUUUGAUCCCACUUUGUUGGAACCAAGAAAUCUAUUCAAUAUUGUUUAGUUCUUUAUGUAUGAUAAGGCUAAGCAUGGCAAGAUAACAGUAGAAGAUACAUUAGAACUAUUGUUUGUCCGCCACGGAAGAGGAGGAUUAGAUGAGGAGAUCUAAACCAUAUUUGGCAGGGAAGAGAAAAACAGUGAUGGAACUGAAAAAACAUUAAGUUUUACUGAUUAUUAUGAGAAAACUAGAAUUAGAGAUUUCUAAAGAAGGAAAGAGGCUGAAUAAACAAGAAAAGAAGUUAAGCUUCCACCACUUGAAGAUAAAAAAUGA